Molecule: messenger RNA, 25225 nt
Organism: Pocillopora meandrina
Lineage: Eukaryota; Metazoa; Cnidaria; Anthozoa; Scleractinia; Pocilloporidae
Source: the annotation of a GenBank genome assembly
AUGUCUAGGCAUAUUAAGUCAACAAGAGCUGACCAGUGUUAGUAUCGUUUAUAAAUCAGCUAAAUACCAAGGUUGUGCAGUGCUAAAUGGCAUUUGUGCCGAUUGUUUUUAACUGGUUGCUCAUUUGUGUCAGGAACACUGCCACUGAUGUUACCGUCAAAGCAUAAUUAUGCAAAGAAUAUCUGCUUAUUAUGUCGCAUUUAUGCUACUCUAUGUAUAUGGUCUGUUUCGUGGUUUCCUCAUGAUCAUAGAUUGACCGCUGUAAAGUCAAGGGCAAAGCAUGUGAAAUUUUUACUUUUACAGAAUCGUUCAUCCAGCUCCAAACAUAGAUCCAGUUUGAAAUAUUUAUUUUAAAGCUGACAAUUUAGUGUCUAUCCUGCAUAAUUUACAAGUUGUAGUAUUUAAAAUGAAUUUCAGGUCAUAGUGAUUCCAUCCUAGCAUGUGUAGUGUUUCCCUUUGUUCCACAUACGUUAUCAUAAUCCUCAAUAACAGAAAAACGCGAUUAUUUUAAUUUGAAUCGAGAUUAUAUUAAACUACAGCAUCCAGUCUCAGGGAGGAAAAUUUAGAUUAUUAUUUUAUAUACAGUGUGUUGGAUGUUUGUGGUGUUGCACUACACUUGAUCAUCCUGUUCAGCAGGUAAUAGCUGUUGAGCAAAUUGCAAAAAUGAGCCUGCGUGCCUUCCUCAUCAUGCUGUUAACCUUUGGAAAAAUAAUGGUGCAAGCAGAAAUUUGAGUUUAAAUAUGAGGAAUGUUUGUGUUAGGCACCUUCCACAAAGAAACCUUGAAUAUUUGUUAUGUUGCCACUUCUGCUCUGGUAGUUAUGUUUAACCUCUGUCCACAGUCAAUGCCAAGGUCCAUGGCCUGAAAGAAAUAUUCAACAGAUUGGACAGAAGAACAUAUCCAUUACCCACAGGAAAUGAUGUUGCCAACGUCCUUAAAUGGUUUCAGCAAACUUUGCAAAGGUAUCACCACGUUGUAUUAUCGUUUAAAAAUUGUCAUAAUCAAGGAAAUGCUAGAUUGGGAAUAUACGACUUAAAUUUAUUUUAGUAACAGAAAGACAAUGUAAAUAUUUCAACUGUUUGUCUUCAGUUUGGUGAAAGAGACCCGCCCUAUAUUGACAGAAGAUAAGCGUUCAUUUGAUCGUCAUCAAUACCCCAGUAUGGACUAUACAGGACUUUACAAAGCUCUGGAAAAAAUUGUGAACGUUGUUCCAGUGGUAGAGAUUGGAGUUGAAGGUACGUGUUUAGACAAAGUGGAUAAUUUGUGUUUUAGCCAAAAAAGUGUGAGGUAUAUAUGAUCCUAAUCUUUCAGUUUGUCUGAUCAUUUUAAAAGGUAAUCUAUACAGUAAGUUCUCACAGAAAAAAAAUGAUGAAUCCAAAAGAAAGUAAUUGGUUAAUCCCCUUAGUUUUCAUUUGAAAAUCUUGGCCUAGUUUAUUCGAGCCAUUCGAUGAUUAGAAAUGAACUUUUGGUGUGACUGUGCAUUAGGGAGCAGUCCUGAAAAAACUGUUGUGGACAACAGUAAGUAACAAUGGGACAACCUGACCCAAAGUCACCAUCAGAUUCAAGUUAGGAGUUUUGUAAUAGUCAAGUGUUAUAAGUCUGGUGAGAAAAAUCUGAUUGGUCAGUCAUUAUUUGAUUUUAUUGGCUGUAAGACUCAAGAGGUUAGUCAUACAGCCAAUAACCUCAUUGACUGAUUAGUUUUUGCAAACUAGGCUCACCAGAUGUUACUCACUACCAUUGAUGGUGGUCCAAUUUAAGAUUACUCUGUCAAUCCGACCACUUAACCAACUGUUAGUCAGGGGUUAAAACCAUUUAGUAAUACUCUCAUUAGUAGCUCAAUGGUUUUCUUUUCCUCCUUCAUCAGCUUUUGCUGACAGCGUGUUGUCCAUCAUGGCAUCGUUGGUUCCUUUCUUAAAGAAGGAAGACCUCAAUGCAAUGCCGAUGGGUUUAGCAAUGACACUUUCCAUCUGGCCUCCACAAACUCACAACCACAUCAUCAAACUACUGGCUGGUUACAUUCUUCCCAUUCUGUUGGGUAAUUUUGUCUUCAGAUGUUUACCAAUAGUUAUGAUAAUGGCAAUCAGAUGUUUUUGGUUGAUUAUCACUAGAAUUAGAAUUUCUACAGCAUAAGAAUCUUGAUGGUCCUAAAAGUUAAAAAUUAAAAUCCACAUUUUUUCUAACUACCAAUACUUGUAGGUAUUACUAUUUUGGCUUUGGUACUGUUAGUUAAUUAUUUUUCAAAGGUUUUCAUGUUAUUUGGACUCUUUAUAUUAGGUCCACAAAGCCAACACAACCAUGUUUCCUAAAUUCACUAAAAGAUAAAGUUUACUUUUAAUCCAUGUUGCUAGAAACUAAGAAUUAUAUUUUUUGUUCUCUCUGACAGUUUUUUUUAGUAGUGUGUCACAAAUGAAACAAUAUUUUAAUUCAUAAAAUGUGUUCACACAACAUUACACAAUCUCCAACUCCAAAUGCUUGUUGCACAAUUAAAAAAAAUCACUGUACAAAAUUUGUGUUUAAAUAAAAUUUUCAGUAUUCUUUCUUUCUUUCUUUUUCUUUUUUUUUUUCCAAAGAUGUCUUAGAGCCAGAUGAAGAUGGACUUUGUUAUGCAUCCCUCAGCUGCCCUGCCCUUAUCAUGUCAAUCUUACAGUACUGUCCUGACUGUAAACAGCAUGCACAAUUUGUUGAAACACUGAUGAGAUUUAAGAGUGAUGUCUGUUUGGAUAUCCUAGCUGUGCUGGCCUAUGGUCCUCAGCCAAUCAUUAACUCUGCUGGACAGGUCCUACUUUACUAUUAUCCACUUAAGGAUGUUGGUAAGGCUUAUGGCAAUGAUUGGACUGAACUUUCUCAGGUUUUGAUCCCUCAGAAUUUUGAGGGAAAGUUGUUCGUAGUGUCAUUGAGACUGGAGAUCUGCUAACUUAACUUCAUGGUACAAUUGUGCACUAAACCUUUCUUUUGAAGGUAAUACAAUCAAAUGAAAAUGUUCAGAGGUUUACAAAACUUUGGAAAAUUGUUGAUCUCAGUGGUAAGAGGACAGUGAGCCAAUUUGUGCAUCAGCAAUAAAGGAAAAAGUUGUUUGAGUGCUGCUGAAACUCUUGAAAUCGGCAUCUUGAUUUAAAAAAUUCUAUAUUUCAGAAUAAAUGUUAGGAACUUUGAUAAAAAGCAAUAAUGGUAUAGGUAUUGAAUUAUUACAGUCACUGACAAUGAAAAAUCAAUCAUUCGUAUUUUCUUUUUGGGUCAAUCUGGUUUGAGUGGCUUUCUGCUCAACUGCUGUCAGUUCGGAAGGUGUUUUUUCAGAAAAUAUCCCACCCUAUAUGUGAGUUAAAGGUAAUAUCAGGUCGUUGAUAACCAGACAAAACUAGAAAAACUGGAAAUUCCAAAAGGACUGGCGAUCAAACCAAAGGUGAAAGGGAUCAUGAUGAAAAGUGUAGAAAAUGGGAAUGGAACAUUGUGCUAGCAUUCCUUGUUGUUUGAGAUCUGAACUAGUUUUCUAUCUUGAGCAUAGUUGUCAAUCGCAUAACUUUGCCAAUGAUGUCCUUCCUAGGAGGAGCUGAUGACUGGCAGUUUGUCUACGAACCCUGGCAACCACCAAAUUGUCAAAACCAGGAGUGCGCGGUACCUCGAAAAAAUACACCAACCACUAUUUGCUUGGAUGCCUCGUUUGCCUCAUCACAGUGCGGCUGUUCUCCUCCAGUAUUUAUCUGCCAGAAAUGUGCCGAGGUGGCUGCUCGUGACAUCCCUGAAGAUAAGCUUUUGGUAAAGAUUAUCCAGCCAAUGGGAAAGAUGCGUACAACUUGUGAAACAAAGGAGUGCAAAGGGCAAGGAAAGCCGUGCAGUGUUAUGUGUUUUUCUUACGGCUGCGUCAAAGAUAACAGGUAGAUCUUAGAGGUUUUUCCCUCCUUCAAGGAUUUCAACCAUGAUUUUAAAAAGGGGGAAAAAUGGCAACUUUGAGCAAGUUUUUAACAGCAAUGUUCGUUAGGCAUUUUAUCAUCUGAACUAUACUGACUCGUUCACAUUUUAUCAUCUGAACUAUACUGACUCGUUCGCAUUUUAUCAUCUGAACUAUACUGACUCGUUCACAUUUUAUCAUCUGAACUAUACUGACUUGUUCACAUUUUAUCAUCUGAACUAUACUGACUCGUUCGCAUUUUAUCAUCUGAACUAUACUGACUUGUUCAUUUUAUCAUUUUAUUGUUCAUUUUAACUCUGAACUACUGACUUGUUCACAUUUUAUCAUCUGAACUAUACUGACUCGUUCACAUUUUAUCAUCUGAACUAUACUGACUUGUUCACAUUUUAUCAUCUGAACUAUACUGACUCGUUCGCAUUUUAUCAUCUGAACUAUACUGACUCGUUCGCAUUUUAUCAUCUGAACUAUACUGACUCGUUCACAUUUUAUCAUCUGAACUAUAUGACUUGUUUCAUUUUAUCAUUUUAUCAUGUUGAUUUUAUCAUCUGAACUUUUCACAUUUUAUCAUCUGAACUAUACUGACUUGUUCACAUUUUAUCAUCUGAACUAUACUGACUCGUUCGCAUUUUAUCAUCUGAACUAUACUGACUCGUUCGCAUUUUAUCAUCUGAACUAUACUGACUCGUUCACAUUUUAUCAUCUGAACUAUACUGACUCGUUCGCAUUUUAUCAUCUGAACUAUACUGACUCGUUCGCAUUUUAUCAUCUGAACUAUACUGACUCGUUCGCAUUUUAUCGUCUGAACUAUACUGACUCGUUCGCAUUUUAUCAUCUGAACUAUACUAACUCGUUCACAUUUUAUCAUCUGAACUAUACUGACUUGUUCACAUUUUAUCAUCUGAACUAUACUGACUUGUUCACAUUUUAUCAUCUGAACUAUACUGACUUGUUCACAUUUUAUCAUCUGAACUAUACUGACUUGUUCACAUUUUAUCAUCUGAACUAUACUGACUUGUUCACAUUUUAUCAUCUGAACUAUACUGACUUGUUCACAUUUUAUCAUCUGAACUAUACUGACUUGUUCACAUUUUAUCAUCUGAACUAUACUGACUUGUUCACAUUUUAUCAUCUGAACUAUACUGACUUGUUCACAUUUUAUCAUCUGAACUAUACUGACUCGUUCGCAUUUUAUCAUUUGAACUAUACUGACUUGUUCACAUUUUAUCAUCUGAACUAUACUGACUUGUUCACAUUUUAUCAUCUGAACUAUACUGACUUGUUCACAUUUUAUCAUCUGAACUAUACUGACUCGUUCACAUUUUAUCAUCUGAACUAUACUGACUCGUUCACAUUUUAUCAUCUGAACUAUACUGACUCGUUCGCAUUUUAUCAUCUGAACUAUACUGACUCGUUCGCAUUUUAUCAUCUGAACUAUACUGACUCGUUCGCAUUUUAUCAUUUGAACUAUACUGACUCGUUCGCAUUUUAUCAUCUGAACUAUACUGACUCGUUCGCAUUUUAUCAUUUGAACUAUACUGACUCGUUCGCAUUUUAUCAUCUGAACUAUACUGACUCGUUCACAUUUUAUCAUCUGAACUAUACUGACUCGUUCGCAUUUUAUCAUCUGAACUAUACUGACUCGUUCGCAUUUUAUCAUCUGAACUAUACUGACUCGUUCGCAUUUUAUCAUCUGAACUAUACUAACUCGUUCGCAUAAUCUAAAAGAAAACCACGAUGAAAGCUGACAUGUGUAGAGCUGGAUGGGUUGACAAGAGCCGGUCUGGAAAAAGCUGCCAGGCACGCAAUCACACGGCUCUGUAUCAUUUUCUCAGAAUGGGAACUAUAACUGUGAACUUAAACUUUAAAUGAAGCAGAAAUGGGAUUUUAAGUCUCGUUUUACAACAAAUAUUUGUCAGAGUUUCUUGUCACUGUGACUCAAAGAAAGAAAGGAACACUUUUCUUUGUAGAAUCAUUUUCAGAGUUGUCCAGUGCGUGCUUUUCUUGUGUAUACUUAUGUAAUAACGUCUUGUUAAAGUUCAAACAUAAUUUCAAAAUGUUGAAGACUUAAAGGUCAUACGAUAAAACACUUAUAGACUUACUUUGGUCAAACCUGACGGAAAAAUAUUGGGCUCUCAUUAUAGAUGUACUGACCUCACUGCACUCGGUGCGUUCGACAUGACCACGAGCCAAAUGUUCUCGUGUUCGGCCCUCCCACUCACUCAGUGGAUACAUAAGAUAUCAUAAAAUUCUCCAGAUACUAUGCAGAAUUUUGGUGGCCUGUGCUACUUUUUAUUCAGAUUUGGAGAAGGUGUUUUUUGUUAUUUUACAUAUUUACCAAAGCCUAGAUGACGUUGAGUAGCCUCUCAACACUGAUUUUGUAACCUCUGACUGAGAUUGCUGUUUGUUUGUUUUUUUUUUCAUCGAUAGAUGUAUUAUGAAAAAGUGGUGUGACAUUCUGAUUGUUUUCAUUAUUGCUUGCAGAUUAAGACCUUUGACAAUGUGUCAGGAGUGCCACGCCCGUUAUCACAGCAAUGGUGAGGGGUAUCACCAUGUGACACAGAAUCUUUUCCCAGAUCCUUGGACUCUACAAGGCCCAGACCAAGCCUAUCCCUCUGAGGCAGUCAUUCGCCUGUUGGGAGAAGCACAGCCUUGUCAGAAAACAAGGAAUGAGGCCAUGGGGUACGUGAAACAUUGUAACAAUUAAAUAAGAUUUCAGCACAAGAGAGAACUGAUGGUUGGACAAGGGUGGUCGUUGUUUGUUGGUUUCAAAGUGCAAUUACAGUGUUAUACUUACCUGCUAGGCUUCACCCCGUUCAAUGAUUAAAUAGAAAAUGUUUUCGUGUUCAUUCCAAACCACAAAUCAAGUUACACCAAUGGUCUGUACCGUGAUACACUUAGACGCUGAGCUUUACUGAGCAUUUUUCAAUCUUAAGUAUUUUUCUUGUGUGUGUGUUUUGAUAAAGUAUCUGAUUAUGGGGCCUUUGAAAUCGUUCUUUGCUGGAUUGAAUCUGGAGGAAGAAAACAACAAUACACUCGUGUUUUUACAAGAAAUUUGAAAUUUCUUUUUUCCCAGACUAGUAAGGAGUAAACUCGAGGAGGAGGAAAUUGAAGACGAUGUAGACAAUGAUAUAAACAACCGGCGUAUGCUGAGUAGAUUGGGUGUGUGGCUUCUGGUCGGAGUAUGCAGUGAACCGGCCAGGUGUGAAUCUGUGGAAAGACUGGGCCGACUGGUUUCCAUGGUGCUGUCAUGGAUAGAGACAGCCUCAACUUUAAGACGAGAUUACGUCGGCGAAUUGUUGAAAAGGCUUACUAGUCAGUAUGUCUGUCGAUGGCUCACUCAAGUUCGAGAUAACAAGUUCGAUCUGUUGUGCGCAUGCCUGUCCCCUGAUCCUCCUGGAUAUGUGAAGGUUGGAGGAUGCUGGGAUACAAUGUCCAGUAAGGAACGACAGCACAUGGAGGGACUUCAUCGCCUGUGCUGUGCGAUACCCCACAAUAUUGUAACCCGCGAGGUGCGUAGUAAGCAGCGACUCUUAUUGCCUGUGGUUCUUUAUCAGCCUUAGCCCGUCGCUGCUUUCAGAAGGGCGUUGUACCAUACUUGAAAUGUUUUGUUAUCGUUGUUGUCCUCAGGUUUGGGAUGUUAUUAUGCCUCAGUGGAUGGAAGCGAUCAAGGCAGAUGUUCAGCCCGAAGAAUUGGCAAGGUUUAAAGUGUUGUUAACGUGAGUUUACCCAACAAGCUGGGCCUGGGACUUUGUCCAUAAUGGGGAAAACAAAAUUGAUAGCAAGUACAAAGCAGUCAUUUUUCAUCAUUGUCUACAAGGAAAGCCUCGGUCUCGAAUUUGUGUUUUAAUCUGACCUUGUAGUCUGAUCGUCCGGGUGAAUGUACUCCUGAGGAGGAUUGUUUUCGGCAGAACUGACUGACUUUUCGAAAACCUGAGUGGCAUUCAGAACAAACUUCCUAUCAAAUGGAAAUCUCGGGUUCGAACCAUGUACUGUAUUAUGGUUUAAUCAGUACAUUACAUGAGGUUAUUACACUAAAUAAAGGAGAAAAGUUUAUAAUAUACGUUUUACCAUCAAAGGUAUCAAGAAAACACGUACCUGCCGAAGUAGACCAAAGUCUCUUUGGGAAGAAAAAUGGCUUGAUUCAGUUAGUAACACGGUUGUAGCUUUUAUUUGUUCCCAUUUUCAGUUUAUCGCUUCUAUUUUAAUGUUUUCCUCCUCAGGAAAAUCUUCGACCCUUUGCUGACACCGCAUGAGUUGACGCCGGAAACUACUCUGGGUUUCAUAAAGAAAGCUCUUGAGUCUGCUGUACCUCGCCAUCAGGUUGAGGCACUCUCAUGGCUGCAGGUAAAUAAAUUUUAAUUUUUUUGUUUCAAUUAAUUAAAUUCACUGAGGGCACAACAUUAUGAUAAGAGGCGGAAAAUUGCUGUAAGGUUGAUCUGGAAAAUAGUCAUGACCUCAUUUAAGAAUAAAAAUAUAAAACUUUCCAGACUUAAAGUCCUUCGACUGCGUUUUUAUUCAACACCUGAGACAAUAGUCGGUCGAGUUGCUAAAACGUCGAUCAACAAAACCAGCGCAUUAAAACCAUUUCACUCCAGCGAAUGACUCAAAAGGAAAUUUCUCAUAAAAACAUCAAAAUACAUUUUGAAGCAGUAAGAUAACGAGAGGGAAAAAAAUAAUCGACGAAGGGGUAGUGUUUUAUUUUGAAUUGAAUUAUCAGAGCUAAAAUUAUAAGACUAUGACAGACGUCUAUGACAGACGGUGCAGAGAAUAGAUACUUAGUUCUCUGGAGUGAAACUGACUGCUAUUGUAUGGUAUUGUUAUAAGGUGUUUAUUAUUUGCUUUCACAGAUUCUGUCUCAAUUGGAUAUAAUCAUUCCACUGGACAUGCUGCUCAGUAUCUUUAUCAAGGUUGUUCAAAACUCAUCAGAAUUCUCUGAAGGAGUAACCACCAUGUUUCCUUUUCCGACUUUCACCGUGCAGUCACCGAUGACUCCAACCGCCGAGGGCUCGCUUAUUUCAACACCGGUCAGUGGUGUGUUGUCAGAACUAGGCGAGCUAAGUUCAAACUUGUCCUGUUUCAUCAUGGAACUAGAUUUACUGGUUAAACAGGUAUGUUAAGCAAAGGUUUGAAACGAUGCUCGGUGCCAGUAGUAGAUGUGCGACUUAAGUACAUUGCGAGCUGUAGAGAGUCUACAGAAAUUGGCCCCGGAAAAGUUUGCCUCAGAUUCGCGUGUUGUAUCUGACAAGAAUCAUGGUUCGCACUUUUUUUAGAAAGUGUGUGGCACAAACGAACUUGAUGAAAAUUCGUUGACGUUUUUCAUUAGACCGUCCAAAAGAUUCUGCAUUUAUUACUUUGCAUGAGAGGCGAACUCAUGAAUAAAGGUAGCACGAAUUAUUGUUGUAUUUGUUUCACAGGUCAACAUUCAAUUUAUUCGCGACAAACAUGUCCCUAACAGCACCGAAAGAGAACACAUAAGAAAGCUUUUGGAGUGCAUGCUGGACAUGUCGUGGGCUGGUAGCCAUGGCGACCACUCAACUGUGUGUGACAUGUGUAACAUGACUGACAUAUGGUUCAAGCUUGCGCACAUGUUGCUGCAGACUGUGUUCCCUGAAGGAGUCGCGUUACCUGAAGAGGACGUGCCAAGUCACGUGGCAUAUGGUGGACUGUUUAGAUCUAGUGCGUCCAGUAAUAAAGGAAUAUCCAAUAGGAGUCUGAGUAAGUCCAAAGAGUGCUUCUUAUAUAUUGGAGCAAUUUUCAAUUCAGUGUCGUAAGUAAUUCAGAAUUUCUUUGUUUCUUUUGUUUGCGUAAUUUGCUCUGUAAUUGUUUACGGAAAUAUUCGUGCCACUCUCUCUCAACCAAUCCGUGUACAGAACUAAAACCUGUUACGACUUGGUCGUUACCAUUCUCCCGCGCCUCAGGCAGUCUGCUGGUUUUUACUUUGAGUUCUUAUUGACUGUUAGGGUUAUUUUUCCUGUCUUGUGAUUGGCCGUUGUGAUAACUUUGGUUUUGGUUUCACGAAACUCAAUCGAAUAGCACCAUUAACAUCGAGAGAAAACCUGGUUUAUACUGGUUUUUGCUAUGAUUUGUUGCUCCCUCUUCUUACCCAAUCAGGUGCAAGACUAAAACCAGUCUCAAUACUCGGUCGUCCACUUGUCCGCGCUUAGGACCUUACUCUAUUUAUUUUGGUUUCUGAUCGAAUCCUUCACACCCUAACAUCAGUAUGCAUAUUCUCCAUACUGUUCUCUAUACAUUUCCUAAGGUUCUGACAAGGAGAAUUUGUUUAACAAUCAAGAGCUUCUUUAGUUGGUGAUCAUUUUCAUUUAUUCUCGUGACCUUAAUGUUUGAUUCGGGGAUGAUAUUGUAAGGAGAAAUUAGAUGCUGGUCUCUCUUACAGGUUUAAGGGUUAAUCCUUACAAUACUUUAAGUUUACUCUUGCUGUUUGUUCCGGUGCGAUUAUUUUGGUUCUCGUUUAACAACACUCCUAAUUUGACAUGCGCAAAUUUACUCAUUGUAAUUUUACUUGAAGAGUGUUUUAAAGUUUUAAUGUUUGAGCUCUCUUUGUUAUUAUUAAAAACUCGUCGUUCAUUUCCAGCAUCAAACAAAAGUCAAGUGGAAACAAUCGAAGAGGAAGUGUUUACUGAAACUAAGCGAGACGUUUCUGACGUCACAGACAGUUGCCAAGGUGACAAUGAUCCUGAGCCCGCAAGUGUUCUCAGUGAGGCUGACUCGCCAUCAGAGUUGAACGAAAACGUCAUCUCCUUUGCGGCCAUGCGCAGUAUGUCGGCUGGCAUUGGCUCGUGGAGAAGUGCAACAAGUACCAGCAACUGGGGCAUGGUCUGCGAGACUUUUCCUCAACUGAAUUUGUUGCUAGGUUUUCUUAAGGUAAACGUCCAUUUGCAGCACUUAUCUCAAUUUACCUAGUAUGUUUUUAACGGCAUUUUCGGAAAUCUCUACGGCGAUCUAUGUAGUAUUUCUUUGUUGAAUUUUUGCACUCAAAUAAGCAGGGUAGGAGGCUUGGCGCAGAGGUAAGAGUGAAUGUCUUCCACUAUUGUGCCCCAACUUCGAUUCUCUGAUAUGGCAUGAGACAUAGAUCGAAUUUUCGUCGUCGGUCGCCGUCGUUUCCCCGUGGGUGUAUAUUCUUUUACUUCAAUUUUCUGCCCCCCAUGGAAACCGUAACCGCUAAAUACCAAUUGACCUUGUAGAUGUGAGACUUUUAAAAUCCAAUACAUCUUUAUGGUCUUUUUAAAAUAAGUGACAGCUAUUAGAGAUCAACUUCGUUCGCCGCAUUUUCUCUUAGGUAUGAGGUUUUUUAGGCUCCCCAAGCGUGAUGUGGCCAAGUAUUUCGCCAUUCUCUGUUUUUCCUCGCUUUUCAGUAAAAGUUCUCGAUACUCGCCGUUUUCUAACCUCUUCUCUCUGGUUUUCCAUUUCUGAUAAAGCCCCGUGUGACCUAACAUGGCUUCUUAAGGGGAGUUAAUUAAGCAAUGUUAAUUAGGCCUAAUGAGGCUAAACCAAGUGGGUGCACUUUUGUAACUUGUUUCUGUGUCCCUCCUAUAGGAGCUCCCCCGCCAAGAAGACCAUAAUGUCCAGCUAAGUAUUUUGAGGUGCCUUAAAGUGUUGGUGCUGCGCGGUGAUUACUUGCGGAUCGCCAUGGAUGCCGAUUCAGAAUUCCUGGCUUAUUUACAAGAGAUAUUCUUUAUUCCAAAGUAAGACACUAGCGUGAGAGUGAUUCUAUAUACCAUGAGUAUUAUUUAAGAGUUGGGCUACGAUCUUGUUUGAUCACGACAUGAAAUCACACUUGUUGGAGACGUCCUAAAUAUCGAUAAUCGUUCCUCGUAUUCUUCAUUUUGGACUGUUUCUUACAUUUUUCAGAGUUUAUUGUGUGUAAACUGAACAUAUCAACCCUUUACACCCGAACAUCAGUAUGCGUAUUCUCCAUACUGUUUUGUAUACAUUCCCCAAGGGGCUGAUAAAGAGAAAUUGUUCUUUAUUUUAGUUCUUUGUUCUUAAGAUCUUUAGCUUCUUUCGUUGGUGAUCAUUUCCUUUAUUCUUUUUACCUGAAAAUUUGAUUCAGGGGUGAUUUUGGUGGGAGAAAUUAGAUGCUGGUAACUCUUAGAUGUUAAAGGGUUGAUAAAACUGAGUUAACUUUGGGUGAAACAGGUUUAAUUUGAAUAGAUUAUUUCAAUUCUUCUCGUAGGGCAAAAUAGGAAAGACAGUAAAGUAAAUCGUUUGAACCCAGGAGUAUCAGUAGUUCGUAUAGUGUGAUCUAUCUUGACUCUGAAGAUGACUUCCGCACAGGUUGUCGAAACGUCAGUCACCAACAACAGUUCUUUUCAGAACUACACUCACCCGGACGAUCACACUAUACGAGCUAUAGGAAAGACAAUUGGGAAGUGAUUACUUCGUGAGACAAACGAAUUGACAAUUCGUUACUUGUGUUUAUCACAAUGAAUUUCUGCCAAUUUUUUUACGAUAUAUACUCAAAUAUAUACACUGCAUGAUCCAAUGCUUGGCACAAUUAUCCCUUUGCUCUUGAUUACAAUAGCGUGAAUAUCCGUUCGUUUUAGUUUUCCCCUUGCCCGUUAACUUUUCUGUAUGGGUAUCUGCGACUACGUUUGAUUUCAUCUCACAUUUCUUUGUCAGCAUAUGGGAGCUUCUACAAGCCGAACACUCAGAGAUGUCUCAGCUGUGUGUACAGAUUCUCCUUCACUGUAUCUGCCUUCCAUUUGGAGCUGAAAAACUCUGUGAUCAGGUCGAGAGCGCUUUCUCCGAUGAUGAUUGGCGAGAACGGUCUUCUGCCGUGGAAAAAGUGGCCAUUAUCGCGCGUUUCCUCGAAAAAGAACACAUCAAGUCAAACAACAUAACCAUGUCAGCCUUGGCGCAUUGUUUUACGUAUUUAGUCGGUGCAGUUGAGGACAUUUGCACGCCAGUGCAUCUAAGGGCCGUCUACAUGUUAGGCACCAUAAGAGCCUGCUCAUUAAAAGUCCUCUACAAGUGCAUUGAGCACCAAUAUGAUGCCGUGCCUCGGGACCGUCUUCUGUUAAUCCACACUUGUCGGAUAUUACACCGAAUACUUCCCCUCCAUACUCCCCUGUGUGGAAAAUUCUUUAUCAGUCGUUUCAAGCAUUUACUGAUAGAAAACGCAGAUUUUGUUUCCUUGGGGAGUCCCAGGGGGCGUAACGCAUCUGGUACAACGACAAUGUCACCGAGUCCCAGCAGUGAAGUGUCCGUCGAUGGAGGGAAUGAUUCGUCAAGAAAAAUCGGUUUGUUACUGGCUUGUUUUUGAUAAGGUUAAUGAAAUGUUCUUCCAGCUUUCUUACCAAUGUCUCAUACCUCUGCAUCCUUUUAAAGAAUUUGAAAAGUGAAAAGUCUAUUCGUGGACCAAAACAUAUUUUCCUUUGGAAGGAUAAUUUGCGUCAAACUAUUCAUUGAACAAGUCGUCGAUUAUUUUGUUUAAAGGUCGGUUUACAAUUUUAUUUUGUGUUUAAUCGCGUAGAUAUCUACUAAGGAAGAAGGGAACAGGCAAAACAUACGCGGGCUAUGGAAGAUUUUUUUAUUUGGAACUAGCGUUUCGUUUCCUCUGGAGUUGUUUCCUAAAUAGAGGUGUCUAAGUAUCGCCGGCAGUUCUGUUAUGAAGACUACAUGAUAUGCUGAGAAGUACCUGAAAGGGAUAACCCAGGAUAAAGCUUUGUUACGUUUCAUGCUUAAUAAGUAAGCGGUGUAAUAUAUGUGAACAGGCGUAAGGUCGGACAGGCAUUCAGGAAACUAUGUUUGGUAAGAAACUCAAACUUAGUUCCUUUUGAUUUCUUCUCUCCAGCUACUGUUCUGCGUUCUCAACCCAGUACCAGAUCCCUGAUGGCUCGCAGCGGCUUGGGUCAACUUCGACGAACCUCUUCGUCGUUUCGUUGUAGCUACACGUUUCGUUUUCCAGGCGAGAGAAUCUCAUAUAACAGAAAGGUGUCAACGGGUACAGAAGGUAAUAUCAUAAUUUCUGAAGAGAUUCAGCAUUCAACUUCCUUUUCUGGAUAAAACGUGAACUCUUUUGUGUGUUGCCUGCUAAAAGGUACAAGCCUUGAACUAUUAUUUUCUGUCUCUCAGCCAUUUUUGUGACAGUGUGGAUUAAUUAAUUUUUCCAUUUGCUAUUCAUAGAAGUGUGCAGUACUUUUGUCACCUAUAAACCGAGUAUCUGGCUUGAUUUGCCAGCAAUCUCUCUUCAGCUCAGUUGGUAGCGUAUCGCAAGAGUUUAUUCUGAGAUACGAAUCGUAAAAUUGUUAGGUAAGAAGUCCUCAAGUGGCGGCCGACAGCGGCGGACAGGUGGCUUUGUGAAUCAGUCAGGAUCCAUCGAUAUCUCAGACCGUAUGUUCCUUGGAGGUCGCAUCCAGUCCAACCUCCCUACUGUUCAGGAGGAGGAUAACGAGAUCUCGCGUCAGUCGGUAUCCUCCACUGACUCCUCCUUCAGUCAACUGCUGGGUGUAGGUCAGGAGAGUAGCAGCAUGGAGGCUGAAGCCACCCAUCAGCUGGUCACGCUGGUCAUGGACUUCCUGAGCUACCCUGGAGCCAACAAGGGAAGGGAGCGGUCAGAGUUUGUUAAGACAGAAAGUUAUGAGGUCGUUCAGAUGAGUCAUUACUUGGGUGUACUAAUGGGAUAUGAUAUCAAGGUUGGAGAAUUCACCGGCAAUCCGCGAAGAUUAAGGUACAGAUGUCACGACUUAAAUUUUUAUUCAUUUUCUGUACAAUUUUUUUGUAUCACAUCACAUCGAUUGUUUCAUGAUGUAGUUACAUUCGUCGUAGGUCUCGUGUUUCGUGUACCGCGACAACAAAAAUUUUCAUGAAUAUAAGAGAUCCUCGCAGUCAUAAACACUACUGAACUAGUGGUUGAAAUAAGACCUGAAAAAAAAUUCAGGCCCGUACGGGAUUUGAACCCAUGACCUCUUCGAUACCGGUGCAGCGCUCCACCAACUUAGCUAACAAGCCAACUGGGAGCUGGUCAUUAAGUUGGGUCCAAAUAAACCAUCCAAGUGAUGAAUAAUGACUGUAGAUAUAUGAAAAUCAUAUAUGUGCACUGCGGUGAAGAAACGAAUAUAAGAGAUCCUCGCAGCUAUAAACACUACUGAACUAGUAGUUGACUUUUCGAAAGAAAUCCAUUAUUACAAAAAUGCCUGCCCUUUGAAGGCUAAGUUGGAGCGGUGAUAGGACUUCUUUUUACGAGGAUCUAGCUCAAAAACUACCAUUCUAUCUAGAUCAUCACGUAGCAACCUUUCUAUGAAGCGCUUAUUAACCUUUUUCUUACAGGUUGUUCCCAGUCUUUCACGCCUACAUGGCAGGGAUUGUGCAAGUUUUGGAUCAAAAUCAAGAAUGGGGCAGUGAACUUCUCAACCUCACUCUGCAACUUUUAUUGUUUUGCGCGGCUCCUAAGCCACAGAAACGAACACAUGUCCCAGAGUUUUCACUUGUGAGAGUACCACAGGACAUGCGUCAGACAUGGCUCAUGGCUUGUCUUAUAAUAUUGUACAAGGUAAACUAAAAAAGACUUGAAGAUAUGUUUGUGUUGCAGAGCCUCGCCUCGCUAUAUUCCUUGGUACAAAUGGUUACCAGGGAACCCUCAGGGAACAGAUGAAAUGGGAGGACGGGGGGGGGAGGGGGUAGGGGUAGGGUUAUCGCCGAAUGAGUAGCUAUGCUUCUAGUUGCCUCCUGCAAUGGAAACAGGGACAGUAAUGAGCCAUAAGGGCCGUAGGAGAUAACCGUUACGUACUUAAAAAAUAACAUAACACUACAUGCCAUGGCUGACUCGUCGUUGAUCUGUUUCUGUUGUUCUUUUCUUUCCAGUAUCCCUUCCACGCAGACUCCCAUAAACGAGACACAAAGAAUCUCAUUCAGGUAGUGAUAAACACAUUGGAGGCCCAGGAUCACGUUUGUAAGGGACCCAGAGAAGGUUUUCCAAAACGGGCCAGUGUGGCGUCCUUAUUUGGGGAGUCGUUUUCUGUGGGGCCAGGAGAUGCCUCCAUUCGAUCAGGUAACAAAACUUGGCUCAAAAUAAAGUUUUCCCGUAUGGAAUCCAUAUUUCUCUAUUGAUGUAAACUUAACUGUAAAUGUCAAACGCGAUUAUUCUGCCCUUCAAAAUUUUUAGUUUAGGUCAGAGAGCCAUCGAGAAUGCAUUGUAGGCAUGCAGCGCGUAUUAAAAGAAGCACUUUUUUUGGAAAGCAUUAAAAAUAUUAACUCCCUCUUUCUUUCUUCCCUCCCUCCUUCUUUACUUCCCCCCCCUCUCUACCUCUUCUCUUCCACCCCCCUCCCUCCCACCUUUCUUCCUUCUUCCUCCUUGUCGUAACGUGACAUUAAAGUCUUGGAAUGUUGUGAGGUGGGUUAAGGUAACUAUUAAUUUCAAUUUUUCAACCUAGCGAUCUUACCAAUUUAUUAGAUUUAUCAUUAUAGUUCUUAAACUUACUUCGCUUUCUCUUCGGUUCAGACCCUCCAGGAAGCCCGCUCCGUCGUCAUCACACUGAAAAACAAAUGUCAUUACCCGUCUCCGUGACCAGUAACAAAUCACGUGACGACGAGGACAAAGACAAGCGGCAUGCAGAAAGACAGAUCUCCUCACCCUCGGCUUACAACACCGGAAAGUUUCCGGAGAAAAACGAAGAUGAAAAAGAUAAGGACGAGAAACUUUCAGAGACGAACGAUGAUCUCCGACGGUUGCCCGAGACUCCCCUUGUUGAGUUUGGUGGCGUUAGUUCUUCAGAGCGACUUUUGUCUUCCAGCUCCUCGACCCAGGACAUGUCGGCCUUUACCUUAGGCGCGCGCCGAUCAGUCCCGGCUUCUAGUCGCGAAGGAGACAAGGCUGGAGGAGAGGGGACGCCAGGGGUCGAGAACAAAGGGCGGAGAGGUACGAGAGAGCCUGUUACUUGAAGUAGUGUCUAUUUCAAUCUAUGCAACAAAAGACAAUCUCCUUUCGGUAUUUUUUUUACCGUAGAGUUGCCUGGCUACAACAUGCACAGUUUUAUUUUCGGUUGACCAUUGUUAAGUUGUCGUGAAUUGUAUGAGGAUGAGAAUCUUUAAAUAACUCUCUUAAAACUCUGAAAAUAUAAAGAAAAAUAAUUAUAACAAAGAAAUACAUUUUUCAAAUAUUGUGUAACCCGUGAAAACGUUUAGUUGUUUGAGUUUAAGCAUCCAACACUUGUUGCACCAAAUGUUCUAAAUACAAGAGCCUACAGUAUUCGCAACUAACUUUUAAAUUACUUUACCAUGUUCCCGUUGUUUCAGCUCGUCCUCUCUCGUGGCGUGUUCGCCGCAACACAGGAAGUAAACAAAGUAUUUUCAACUUUUCAUUGCGUUCUAAGAAGUCUACGCAUUUAAAUGGUUGGUAACGACAGUCGUAUAAAGAGAUAAAGUCCUAAACUAUUUAACGUUUAACCUGAGCGCAUUCAAAUGAAAUCUCUUACCAGGUGUUUUUAAAGAUUUAGAUUUUAUCCGCGCGUUUUGAACUUUGUAGCUUAAAAAUCUUCCAUUAAAUUUAAGCUACAGUAAAAUUAUAUUAAACUCGCUCAACUUAUCAGUUUGAACUUUCAGAUCGAAUGAAAACUUGCAUAUAUCAAAAGUUAAACAUUGCGUUUUAAUGACCGAUCAUGUAGAUAAAAACGAUAGAAGGCGAAUUUGAAGUGUAAUUCAAACAUAACGUGCUUCGGUUACUGUUAGGACCCUGGACACGAGAUAAAUACUUAGGUUAUAAAUGAUUUUUGUUGUUAUUCACAUCAGUAUCCAUAGAGUCAACUAGCAGUCGUGAAACACGUGAUGUGGACUUUAGCCGGCCGGGAAGCGUUGAAAGCUCGACGUGGACUAACAGUGUUGAGAGUCGAGGAGGUUCAAAGCCCAAACUGUUACACAGCCACUCGACGCGAUCUUUUGAUAGGGUCUUAGAAGGGACCAUCGACAAGGACCCUUUUGAGGGGGACCUAGAGCUCGACUCAUGCCCCGAGUGUGGGACCUCGCUCGAACAGUUUGACGAGGAGACCCUUAAUUUAUGUAUUGUGGUGCUUUCCACGUUUGCUCAUCAGAGCCCCUCAAUGGCAAUGCCCCUUUUACUUCGAAUACUGGAGUGCGUUGCGAGGUAAAUGCGAAGGGGGACUUGUGAAUAUAGAUCCUUUUGAUAUCUUUGUGAGCUCAUUAAAACAAUUGGGAAUUGUUCUGAAAAAAAAGUUCUUGACACAGUUAAUGUACUCUUUCAAGAGGCAUUUUUCAUGAAUUUAUGACUGUAAAAUAAGAAAAUGUACUGCAGAAAUGAAAUGAAAAAGUUCAUUAAUUGUCGCAAUUUAUGCAAAUGAAACAAAAUGCCGGGAAAGAUAAAAGAAGCUGUGACUUCCUGGAGAGUAUCACACCAGUGGCGUUUAAAUUCUCAUAGUGAUCUUUUUUUCCUACAGAAAAUGUGUGCAUCCUAUGUUUGCUUGGCAAGAGAAAAGGUAAUUUUUCAACAAUUCUACUGGAUUAUGGAACUAAACCAAAGUUUCGCCAUUAAAACAUUUCAUACGAAAAACAUCACGCAAGUUACAACAUCGUUUGCUGGUAGUUUUGUUUGCGCAUGGAAACCUGAGAAAACGAGCAGCAAAGCGGCGAGAGACUUGGGACGGAAAAUUAAUAGAAACGAAUCGAAGCUCCGGUGCUCGUUUUUGUGGUUACACUUCCAGCUACACGGUACUACCCAGGAUGCAUAUGGACAGUUUUCAGAUGAUUUAGGGUGUUGUUUCUAUUUUACUUUAUUUCCCGAAUAUUUUUUUUAACGGAUACUCACUCAAAUCUCUAUUUUUAGUAACCUGCUGAUUCCUGGUUCAAUAAGAGAAGUAGCUAAACAGUUUCUGAGAUGUGUUCUCAUUAAACUUGCACCUAACGGCAUCUUCUCAGAGCUGUUUCGUAGCUCCUUGAAAGGUAAGAAAUCAACUUUGCAUCGAUUGCACUGUUGAUUAAUUUCAACAGACGGCGCUUUUAUGCCUAUUUCCUCACAUAACUGGUCAUUUACUGUCUGAAGUAUUGAAAUAAACUCCUCUUAGUUACACGUGUUAACGCGCGUUUCUUUUCGGCUUUGCGCAUUGAAGAAAGUUGUUUCUGAGACUUAAAUGUUCUUCCUAGAAAUCUUGCGCGAGGUUUGGUUGAUUCCGAGAUUCAUCAGUGCAAAAUUCAUCAGUUACAUUUUCUUAUUUAUUGAAUUGUUUUCUCUUUCCAGAUGACACACUUUUAAAAGCUGUUGCAAUCUCCUUGAAUGAUUUUUCAUCGUUUGACCAAAUGUCUCCAAUAGCUUACUUGCUGGAGGUACUGUAAGAUCUUUGCGGCCUUUCUUCUGUUAUAUGUUGGUAAUUAUUCUGAAAGCCUAGAGUUUGCUUUAAAGGAAAGUACUGUGGAGUUUUUAUUACCGUUAAUGUUGUAUCGUUCCUUCUCUAACCUUUAACUGUGUAUGGCUAUUUAGUUGAAGCCGAGAGGUUUAUUUUUUUUUCUUCACGUAUGAAAAUUUAAAAUUUCUUUCUGCAUUCAACGACACAGCUCAAAGUGUGUAAUUUUUAAUUAUACAUGCGAAAAUACACUUUAAAUAUUGCUGAUAAUAGAAAUAUGCACGACAGUUAUCACAUGUGAACCAAUCAAAUAAGACCAAAAUAGGACAGGUCUAGCUUUUAAAAUUUUCUUUAUCCUACAAAGUACGCUCUUGACAAAUGUUCCAUCUUUAUGUUAGACCAGUUAAAAUGCCCACUCACUUUAAUUUUGGCUGAUGUGAUAUUGAGCUCUCAGAGCAUGCAUUAAAACAACUCUAUGAAUUGCAGUGGCAAGAAUUUUUUUUUCAUAUUGGGAAAAAAAAUUUUAUUUGCUAUCCUUUUUAGGAUGUUCUUGGGUCCAGGACUCUUAGCGAUCGUGUGCUGGUGUUGCUGAGCAACUUGGACACGUACUUUCAAUUUGCCUCACGUGAGCCCACGAGUGCCUGGGAGAGUCAGCUGUCUCACUUCGAAGCGUUAUUUAGGAAGCUGCCUUCAGUGUUGCCUGAAAAUGUAGGUGCUCUGUUCUAAAGUAAAUAAUAACCUUAAUCCGCUCAUGAACACGAUUUUAUUGGAUGAAAAGCUUCUGGUGUCCAACACUUUUAUCUUGUGUCUUAAAACAGCCUUAUUAUUUUUUUUUUUCUUUAAUAGCCCGAUGUUACACCAACAUUUCAUGUAAUGACUGCAAUCCUUAAUGCAGCGAGUUCUUCUUUCAAGGUAAGAGCAUUUUCCCGCGAAAAAGAUAUGUUUCUUUCAUUACUUGCCAUCGCAAAAUGUCUGCCAUGCAAUUUAUGCGAGUUUGUCUUACAGGGGUAAGCGAGAAUCUCGACCAAAAAAACAUCCUUCUAUUUCAAUGUGUUGAAUAACGCUAUGCUUUACUUCUCGCUCGACUUCAGCCAAGCCUGAUUGUUUGCUUACUUAAUUGGUUUGUUUAUUUUUUCAGAUGUUGCUGCCAUCCUUCGCUCAGGUGAUCAGUUACGCCAUCAACAAAUGUUCAUUUCAGCUUCAAGAUCUGCUGGAACUUUGUGUGAAGUGCACCGAGACUUUUCCAAAGGUUUGCCAACAUUUCUCUCCCGUGAAAAAUGUUAGUUUGUUAAUGCAGUUCUUUAUCCCAGGGAGCGCACACGUUUCCUGUCUUUCCCACAUAAAUACAGGCUUGUUAAUUUCAGAAUAAUUUCAGGAUCAGAUAGGUUCAAGUCUUAUCACCUCUCAUCUUCGGAGUUUACUCUAAGUGUCCAUGACAUCAUGGGUUUAAGAGUAUUGGUAUUCUUCCCAGGAUGGCGCGCCAUACUCCUGGCUGGUGAGAGGCACUGUGAGAAUGAAGUGUCUAGCCGAAGAACAUAACAUAACGACUCGGCUCGAAGCCGGAGUCCAGCGCGCAAACCACAAGACCACAUUCUUUUACUUAUAGGUUCGGAUUAAGUAUAGGUAAUAACAUGAUUUCGAGUGCAAUUUGUUGUUAAUAUGCACGAGUGAAUGUUUCAAAGACAACAAAAAUGCACGAACCCAUAGGGCAAGUGCAAGUUGUAGUCUUUAAAAAAUUUACAAGUGCUUAUUACACCAAAUUGCAGGAAAAAUCAUGUUAUUACUCGUUUAUAACGUACACGAAAAAAUAUCUCAGUAAGGUAAGACAGACUUUACACUCGUGUUACAUGAGAAUGCACUCGUUUUCAGCCAAUCAGAAGCGCGUAAUUAUUUUCAUAUACAUUAUUAACAUGGAUAAAAUGUGAAACCUACUUUUUCUUUUUUCCUCCUGGCUUAAAUCUUUUAGGAGCGUAACAAAUUGUUUUUGACUCGUGCUGUUGUGUUGGAACUGGUCCAUGCCGUUAAGUUUCGUUCUUCACUUCCCGACACGAACCUCCAGUCUGUUCUUCAGGUGCAUAGUAACUCUGGAAUUUUCUCUUUAAUAUUUUUUAAGUCUCUGUGAGCGAUACUUUAUCUCAUUUGUUUGUCUAUCAAUAGUUUGUCGCUGUAGAUGCUGGCAGCAGAAUCAGCUUUGGUAGCGAAUCUGACAACGCGCCUUAUGAUCUGCCGUUUGGGGUGAGAAUUGUGUGACAUUUCCUGGCAUUUCGUUACUCUUAUAACUUUUCAUGUACUUAAAACUUUUUUUUUUCUUUCUUCAUAGUCACGCACUCGAGCUCUUGACUGCGUCCGUCAGUACAUCGGGGAAGCAUUAGAGUUCAUAAGGGACUGGACUUUUACCGCCAGAUCCAGUAAAGUAAGUGAUAUUAAGUCGAUGGCCGGUACUGCGUUAACGUCCAGUUUAGGGUAGCUUUUGAAAGCUGUUAUGGGUGACAACGACUGAUGUUUCUACAACCAGAGCGGAAGUCAAUAGAGCCAAGAUAGGGAUUGUAAUGUUGACGUUGUUCUUGGCCAGGUCGGUGAAAGGUCAGUUUCUGUUACUCAUGAACGUUCGGGGCAAUCAUCACCCGGACGAUUAAACUGUGCGUCCGAAAGUAACUCUCGUGUUUAAACUACCGACUACAGUACGGGAAAUAUUUAUUUUUGAUUAGCAGCUUGUCUUUUUCAACAGGAAAACCGCCAGCUUAGUGAACCAAACCUACAUCAGACAACUUUGCCGAUCGAUCUGAAAGCCAGUGUAUCCCAGCUGGUGGCAUUGGAGCUCACUAAACACACAGAGGACAGCAAAAUGCAUAACAAAGCACUGGCAUGGCUCAAGAGUCCUCCUACAGCUACACAGUUGGGGUAACUACUCGCUGUGCUCUUUAAUUUGCAAUAUGCUUUAACUCUCCCGUGUCUUAGCUUGAUGGCAGGAAGUGACUACAAUUACUGCUACUCCAUGAGGGGAUGCUAGUUGAUCACUGAUUCAAACACCCCCCUCCCCCCUCCCGAGUAUCUCAUCAGACUUCCCUGACCGGUCCCGGUACCUAUUUUAUACUCAUGAGUGGAGAGAAGUGUUACACCAAAGCACUCUACACACUGACCAGGUCAAGACUCGAACCCAGGCUUCUAAAUCGGAAGCUCACGCGUUAACCAUCACGCCACCUUGCCUGUCUCUUUUUCUCUUACAGGCGUCAAGAACUGCUGGAUUGCGUGACACAUAUGCGACUGCUGGCCUGGUUACUGCACGGCUCAUUGUCACACUUCGUUCACUGUCGCAAUCCUCACGUCAACUGUCACCCAGUCAAAUUUGAGGAGAACACGCAUAUUGCAGACUACGUGCUUAUAAUUCUGUUCAGCUUUGCGGAACAGUUAAAGGUCAGAAUUCUUCUCUAUUGGCGUUUAAAUGGUGAACGUUGAAUAAACUUCCACAACCGAUUUGUAAUCCAUGCGGAAGGGGAGGGUGGGGUUGUUGUGCAAACGUCAAAAAUUCAGUCAAGAUAUUGCGAACAAGGUUCAAUAAAAACAUCUGUUUGAAAUUUAUUUGCGCCAUUUUAACACUGUCAGUCGUUGCCUUUUCAGGAACCUUUGAGCAAGUCUUCCCUUUAUCAUGCGUUUAAUGUUUGUGAGGUAAGGAACAUUGGAAACGUCCACUUUCUGUUUUGCAAACGAUGAUUAUAUAUUUCAUACCGUACAUCUGCCUGUCUGUGACCAAUAUUGAAAUAUGAUGUUUAUGUGCACCGUUGAAACUAGCUUCCAGUUAGAAAAGCCAGCUGAGUCUUUGAAGUCGGUUGUGGUUUGUUAACGCGAAAACAAAACUGAUUUGGAAUCCAUGCAAAAUCAUAUUUUGUGGAAAGCAACAAGGAAUGUUACUCUUUUUCAUUGUGACAGUUGUGGACGCUUUACUGUGAUCAAACCAAGAGUCCAGGAGAAUCGCCAACACACGCAGCCUCCAUCGUUAUGGAGUUCUGGGGUAAAGUAACUCCAGGCAUUCUCCAUCUUCUGACUCAAGCAAAGGAGGUGAGGGAUUGUGGUACUUCGACUUUCUCGGUUAAUUAUAUUUAUACAGUUGAACUGGAGUUGGUUGGGGAAAGUUAAAAGGUCACAGGUUAUAGAGUUUAUUACUUGGCUCUGAUCUUGACAGUAGUCUUUUUCAAGACUUCACUCAUGCGGAUAAUCACAUUUUAUGUUUGCUUCUUACUGUGUACCUUACAACCAGGCGUAUACCUGGCCAAAUACGUGUGAGUUAACGGCUCAAGUUUACAUGUUCAGCCUCCCAAAAAAUAGAAACAAUACAAGCUAAUUUUUAGAUGUGUUCUCUUGAACGGAACUCAUCUUAUUUUGUCUUCGGGUUUCGAAUCUCUUCAAAGCAUGAGUUUUUUAAGGUCCUUUUUUGCAAUUUUUCAAAAUGCCGCUCAUUUACGAAAAUCAUUUCUUUACUUUUAUACCAAUUGUCUCAACAGCUGACACAGACCGUUAGUCACCACUUCCUGAAUUUACUGGAAGCUCUUCAAGAGUGCAACUCCACCCCACUACCCAAGGUAAGCACGCGCUAAGCAUCUGAUGGAGCUAACAUUUUCUCUUCUUUUUUGAAAAACGCGAUAUAACUCCGGUAAUUUCAAAGAAAUGCGCUUUCGUUGUGGUUAAAUCUUAUGUUGAAGAAAGAAGAGUCUGUUUACUUGCCAUACUGUCAGUAAUGGUGAAUUUGCUUUUUACGUUUCGAGCUUCGUCUUUAUUUAGAGUCAUGAAACAGUGAAAGGCUGCUUUUUUAUCUCGUUGAAUAGUUAUAUCCGAUGUGGUACCCAAUCCUUACUUACUGCUUCUCUCAGAAGGUGAGUGAGAUCAAUUAUCGAUUAAUUAUUUUAGGACCUUAAAUGAUAUUGAUAAAAAAGUUUUUAGACAAGUGAACUAUUCCAUAAUCUCUUUUUGAGGUCGUGCUGUUCUGCUGAAAUUUAUAAAAUACAAUAAAGUUUGACACGUGUUUUGAGAUUUAUACUAGAAAAUUGUCCAACGGUGCGGUCAAAUUGACUUUCAUGGGCUUAUCUAGCAUUCUACGUGACGUUUAGCUAUGAUGAUACAGGGGUGCACUCUGUGCCAUUAUUUUUAGUUCUCGCGCUAUCUUUUUUCUGUGAUAGCAAUCGGACGCUGCUCAUGCACGUUUGCGUAAAGCUCAGUCCCGGAAGCGGAUCAACAAACACACGAAGUCAGCACUGGCCAAGUGGUUAAAACAGCUACAAUUCAAGAUGGCGCUCGCAGAACAGUCACCUGACAAUUCUUUGUUCAAUAGCAUAUAGAUACAUGAAGGAUAUACUUAGGACAGAUCCACUUUUUAGGCCCUCAGCUAGGGGUAUAAGUAAAAAUAAACAAGACGAAAAAAAAAAGAGACGAAAUAUGCAUCUAAUAUUAUAUGAGCAUUGCUCUGCCAAGAUGUGUACCACAAACUAUGGAGCAGCGGUUACUUAAACUAGCUAUUGUGCAGAUUUUGAUUUUUUGUCGUUGUAAACAUCACUCCAAGUUAGCAUUCUCAGGAUCAAUUGUUUUUCGGUGUUCCAUAUGAAUACUCUUUUUAUUUUACCCACUCUAAAUAUUAUAUGUAAAAUUGUGAAAUUUAAUUUAUAAACAGAGAAAAUGUGAUAUUCAAUAUUCUCUUGUAAGUGGUGGGGAAAGGAAAUGGUGCCGAACAAACAUCUACGAAUAUAGUAACAGUGUAAAUAAUCUCAAAUCGUAUUAUGUAUCUUGGUGUAUCAGAUACCAGUCCAUUGCUUAGAGACAUAAAACGAAAUUUAAUCAUCAGACGGACCGAGGGUCCUUUUCUCAUUGACCCCACAGGUCGAAAAGACUCGAAAUUAUCGAAACAGUAAUUAUUUCUCUAAGUAGUGGUAAACACUGACAUGACUACCAAUACUACUAACAAUUGUAUCUAAUAUAUAUAAAUGAGUUCUUUUGAGAAUUAAAAAUACUAGGAUAACCUUAGU